UCCCAUUUCAUUAUUUUUGUUUUCGGUCUUCGGCUCGGUUUCGGAGCUUUAAUAUUGUAUUUCUUAAAAAUAUGUAAUAUCUCUGCAUAUCUUUGAAAAAUUUUAAGAAACCUUUCUUCAUAUUGCCUUCUCAUUAAAGAUUAUUCGACAGUAUCAUUCGUCAAUUCCCUUCAAAAUGAGUACAACAGAAGAACUUGAAAGUAAACUAAGCGAUGUAGAAAAGGAAAUAAAAAAGGUUGAAGUUGAAAUAACCAAAUGGAGAAGAAGGCAACAGCAGCUUCACGAGAAGAAGACUGAAUUGAUCAAUGCUAUAAAUACUGUGAAAUCGAACAACCUAGCAAGUGUAGACUGGGCCGGUACAGAGUAUGAAUGGUCUGAUAAAGUUAAGAAGAUAUUACAUGAUACUUUUAAGAUAAAGUCAUUUAGGCCAAAACAGUUAAGUGCUAUUAAUUCUACGUUAUCAGGACAGCACGCUAUUGUUGUCAUGCCCACUGGAGCCGGUAAAAGUCUUUGUUAUCAAUUACCUGCUUUAGUAAAACCUGGUCUCACGGUCGUUAUAUCACCGCUUGUGUCACUAAUGGAGGACCAAGUCAGAUCUCUUUCUAAGAAGAAUAUUCCAGCCAAACUUAUGACUAGCACCAGUUCUAAAGAAGAAACCAUGGCUGCAUUAAACAUGUUAAAGGACAAAAAUUGCCCUAUACAAUUACUGUAUGUUACUCCAGAAAGAUUAGCUAAGAGUAAGCGCUUCAUGUCUAAUUUACAGAAAUGUCAUUCAGAGGGCCGAUUGCAGAGAAUUGCUAUUGAUGAAGUUCACUGUUGCUCCCAGUGGGGCCAUGAUUUUAGACCUGAUUAUAAAUACCUUGGUGUAUUGACUAAUCUCUUUCCAAAUGUACCUUUAUUAGGAUUAACAGCUACUGCCACAUCACAUGUACUCAGUGAUGUCCAAAAAAUACUUAAUAUCCCUGGCUGCCUCAUUAUAAAAUCCACAUUUAACAGACCAAAUUUGUACUACAAAAUACUUGAGAAACCCACAUCGCAGGAAGAAUGUCUCAAAAUACUAGAAAAAUUGUUGAAAUUUAGAUAUAAUAGUGAAAGUGGUAUUAUUUAUACACACAGUAUAAAAGAUUCUGAAGACAUAACUGAUGGGUUACGUAAAAGGGGUUUAAAAGUAGGUUGCUAUCAUGCUAACAUGGAUGCUAGUGCUCGAUCUAGUGUUCAUGCUAAAUGGCAUGACAAACAUUAUCAAGCAAUAGUUGCCACUGUAGCAUUUGGGAUGGGUAUUGACAAACCUGAUGUUAGAUUUGUCAUUCAUCACACCAUUAGCAAGUCCAUGGAGAACUAUUAUCAAGAAAGUGGUAGGGCUGGCCGUGAUGGGAAGAGGGCUGAGUGUGUUACUUUGUAUCGAAUGCAGGACGUCUUCAAAGUAAGCACUAUGGUGUUCUCAAAUGUAGGGAGCCUAGACCAUUUGUAUGGUAUGGUAAAGUAUUGUCUGAAUGGCACUUUAUGUCGCCGACAAUUAAUAGCUGAGCAUUUUGAUGAGGACUGGGGAACUGCUGACUGCAACAAGAUGUGUGAUGUGUGCAGUAACCCUAACAGUAAUGUGAAAGAAAUAAACCUGGAGGCGCACUGUAAAACAUUGGCUGCUAUUAUAGAGAAUGCUGAAAAACAAGACACAAAGUUAACAGCUCAGAAGUUGCUAGAUGCAUGGUUUUUAAAGGGCCCAGUUAAUCUAAGGCAAAAGGGCAAAGAGCCCAGUUUCUCUAGGACUAUAGGAGAAGAUGUCAUAGCAUUUUUACUAAUAGAAAGUUACCUUGUGGAAGAUUUCCACUAUACAGCAUAUUCAACUAUCAGUUACAUAAAGAAGGGUCCUAAUAUGGAUAUAGGAACAACAGAACUAUUGAUGCCAGUUAGGAAAUAUUCAGCAUUUGAAUUGCAAGAGAAAGCACCUAGUGAUUUCAAUUCUCCACCAAAUACAGAUACAAUGAGUGUGUCAUCUCAAAUGUCCAGUGAAUCAAAGAAAAGAAAAUCAAAAGAGACCAGCCCAAAUAUCAAUGAAAGAAAGCCCAAAAAAUCAAAACCUAUUAUUAUUGAUGAUGAUGAUAAUUGACUUGCAGAAUAAAACGCGUCACAUUAACCAUACUUUAAUUUUUAA
This is a messenger RNA of Amyelois transitella, 2152 nucleotides long. Its product is annotated as ATP-dependent DNA helicase Q1-like. Gene Ontology annotation, biological process: double-strand break repair via homologous recombination. The transcript has a single exon. NCBI's taxonomy places the organism in Eukaryota, Metazoa, Arthropoda, Insecta, Lepidoptera, Pyralidae. The record is from RefSeq and is a predicted model, not a curated record. Gene Ontology annotation, molecular function: nucleic acid binding; 3'-5' DNA helicase activity; four-way junction helicase activity. Gene Ontology annotation, cellular component: chromosome; cytoplasm. Bases 176 to 2107 code for a protein of 643 amino acids.